ACUCUUCAGAAUAUCUGCAUUACCAGGUUUUUGAUGAAUUCUAUAUAUACAUCAAGUCAAAACUAACUCUUCCUUCUAUUGUGGCUGCCUGGAUCACAGCGAAGCCACUCUGUUUCAGUGUCUCUCAAGAGGGAAAACGCAGGGAAGAGUAACAAGUUCCACAGGGCAAUUGUUGGUGGAGGCGGCACAUGGAAAAGAUCCGACAUUAGUAAACCAAUUUACGACAAGAAAAGACAGUGAUUGGGUUCAAGAUCAGGUUCCGUUUUGAUGAAAAAAACCAAGCCCCAACCUGGUAUAUGAAAGAAUAUCGCCUUAGUGAUAAAAUACUAGAGGACUUGAGACUACAUGGUAAAAUUCGAUAUGACGAUUUUGCUGUAUGUAGCACUAGGAGGAAAGUCAAUUCAGAGAAUUUUCUUGGCAGUUGUUCAUCACAAUGUCAAGAAACUUUGAAAUCCAGUGCAAUUCCAUCUGAUGAGUUAAACAGUAUUUUGAACGGGAACAUGAAAUCAAAUGUGACCCAAUUGCCUGCUGCAAUACAAGAAGAAUGUUCUGUUCCUGUGCUUCUUCAAGAAACUCUCUCUGUUAGUUUACUCGCAAAAGAAUCAAAUGUGCCUGCUGCAAAAGAAGUGGAAGAAUGCUCUGUUCCUGUGGAAACUCGUCCGGAUUAUGACAUUGCUACUUACCACAAAGAACUUGAUGCGUAUGCUGCCUCUAUACUCGAAACAAUUACGUUCCAGAACCCCAAGAAGAUGAUGAUGAAAUCCCACUUUUCAGCGAAGAUUUUUAUAUUGGUCAUACAAAUCUGUGGAGUUAAGUAAUCUGUGAUGGUUGAUACAACUCAUUCUUAUGUUUUUAAUUGUUUUUAUCUGUCAAUGCAUUUCUGUAACAACUCAAGUUACCACACAACGAGGAUAUCUAUUAUAAUCGUUGACAAUACAAAAUAC
Messenger RNA from Solanum tuberosum (potato), 944 nucleotides. RefSeq lists its product as uncharacterized. The coding region runs from base 297 to 818 and encodes 173 amino acids. The record is from RefSeq and is a predicted model, not a curated record. Lineage: Eukaryota; Viridiplantae; Streptophyta; Magnoliopsida; Solanales; Solanaceae. The transcript is spliced from 2 exons.